Lottia gigantea (owl limpet) is the source of this 2196-nucleotide messenger RNA. RefSeq lists its product as hypothetical. Gene Ontology annotation, biological process: cell surface receptor protein tyrosine kinase signaling pathway. Gene Ontology annotation, cellular component: cytoplasm. The record is from RefSeq and is a predicted model, not a curated record. NCBI's taxonomy places the organism in Eukaryota, Metazoa, Mollusca, Gastropoda, Lottiidae. The transcript has 8 exons. Bases 1 to 2196 code for a protein of 731 amino acids.
AUGGAGGGGAGAGAGGAGGUUAUUUUUGAGGAUUUUUUUUAUCAGUAUAACAUACGACGAACAAAGUUGUUUCUUGGUAAAAAAGGAAAAUGGAAGCUGAAAUAUUUAAUAUUAAGAAUUCAAGGAGAGAAACCUAUUAUAGAAAUUUAUAGUAAAAAACCUAAAAAUAAUUCUAUUAACCCAAAAGGAGAAUUUGUCUUAUGGCCAACUUUUCGUGUAGAGAAAAGUAUCAAUGCUAAAAAUCGACAAUUUAGUUUUGAGAUUUCAACACCUGAUCAACAGUUAUGUCUUUCAUCUGAUUCCAAGAAAACUGCAGACAUCUUUGUCUUCCUUCUUCAAAUUCAAACCAAAUUAAAAUCUCAAGUUCAAGAUGAUAUAUUUAAUGUUGAUGCUGAUGAUAGUGAUGCUAGUAAAGAUAUAGGAGCUGUUGAUUCACCAUGUAUAUUACAUUUAUCACCUUGUGGUAUAACAUUAGCAUUGAAGGAAUCUCGUUCAGUAUUAGCACAGUGGCCUUUAAAGAGUAUAAGAUGUUUUGAGAGUAGUGGGUUUGGUCAGUUAACAUUAGAAGCAGGACGUGUUGCACCAAUGGGAGAAGGUGUAUAUAAUUUCCAAUGUUUAACUGGAGAUGAUAAUGAAAUAUAUGAUAUAUUAGAUCAAUAUAUAGUUAAUACACUAGAUAAAGCUAAGCCACAUAAAAAAGGAACAGCUGAAGAAAUAGCUGAAUAUUUAGAAGAAUUUGAUAAGUUACAUGGUUUAACCACAGUAUCAGUCCAAUCAAAAAACAAUAGUGAUAUAAUAUCUAUAUUAAAAACUAACUUUAAUUAUGAUGUCAAUUCAGAUAGUCAUGAUGAAAAUGAUGAAACAGAUGGAGUUGUAAGAAGAACUAAACUAAAAGUACAUUCAAGAUCACAAACAGCAUCUAUAGGAUAUCGAAAGUCACAGUUUGAUCCUAGAUCAGUUAAUCCAGUCAGACCCCCGCCACCACCACUUAGAAAAACCCAUGGUAGUAAUGAUCAUGAUGCCACCUUAGUAACAUCUCGUCCACCUCCACCACCUCCUAGACCUGGCUCAGGAAACCGAAUACCAAAUUGCACUCGACCUCACAGGUCACGACAGCGUAGAAGUUCUAGUAUAUCUUCUGCCAACAGUGGUGGUUCUAUUAACUAUAUACAGGGAGAUAACUCUCAUCAUAGUUCAAUGGAGUUUCCACCUCCACCACCUGAAGCCCUCUUAAAUGUCCACAGUUCGUAUUAUGAAGGUACUCAAACAACAGGCAGAAUGAAGUCAUCUCGGGAAAAGAAGCAUAGAACAGAGAAUUUGAAGGAUUCUCAGAAAGCCACGAGUUGUGAAGAUUUAAGUAGCCACAUGAAAACUGUAUUAUAUAGAGAUAACUCUGUUGAUAGUUUAGAUGAUCUAGUACACCAAACAGAUGAAAAUAUGUAUACUUCCAAGCUACCUGUUCCCUUUCCUAAACUACAAGAGUUUCGUGCUAGUGAUGAUUUUGAUAAACACGAACGAGAUCGCAGUCAAUCUGUAGAUUAUUAUAAUUCAAGAAGAGAUUCCAGUGUUACUAAAAGUCCUGGUCCUAGUGCUAGACAUUUACGACGUAUUCUAUCAAAACAAAAACAUCACGAAACAUUACGUAAAUCAAAUUCUAAUCCUAAUUUUUUAAAUGUUGGCAGUAAACAGAAUCUUUAUGCUCAAUCUAAUGGUGUAAAAUCACCUUCACAUGGCUCGCCAACACUUUCACAUAAAACUAAACAAGCUAGUCGAUCAUUAUCAAGUAUAUUUCCUGGCAAUCUACGACGAGCUUUAAGUCGCGAACGAGUCAAAACAGACAAAGAUAGUCGCUCCAAUACUCCCUCUCAUAGUAGAUCAAAUAGUAUAGAUCGCUCAUCCAUCAGGCGUAGAAGAUCCAAUUCCAUCAGAGGUCCUAGCAUUAAAGACAUCAACUUUACUGAGAGAACUAGAUCUUUCCGUAAAGUGAAAACAACUGAUCAAAAAGACAAUAUUUCACAAAACGCGAACAAUAAUAAUAAUAAUUUUAAACGUGCAAUAAAUGGUCCUAUAACACAAUGUAAUGAUAUCAAUGAUAAUAUACGAGCGUCUGCCAGGAGGAAAGAGAAUCCUGGGUAUAAUAGAAUAGAGAAAAUAAUACGCUUACCUAGUCGGGAACGAGAGGAAACACGCUGUUAA